This is a messenger RNA of Oncorhynchus keta (chum salmon), 8416 nucleotides long. RefSeq names its product rab3 GTPase-activating protein non-catalytic subunit. The record is from RefSeq and is a predicted model, not a curated record. Gene Ontology annotation, biological process: regulation of GTPase activity. Bases 307 to 4401 code for a protein of 1364 amino acids. NCBI's taxonomy places the organism in Eukaryota, Metazoa, Chordata, Actinopteri, Salmoniformes, Salmonidae. The transcript has 34 exons.
AUUCUUGCCUGUUUCACAACGAUAUAUGUCGUCACCAAAACACUUCAAGUAAAGAGUGGAAACGGUGCAAAUAGUAACGAAAACCACUGACAGCAACAGCCUGUACACUUCAUUUUCUACCGAUAUUCCUGGGAACGUUACAGAUAUCAACACAACGUUUCGCCGAGGACUCUAGUCUUGUCUAUUGUAUAGAUUAGUGAAAACUUAAUCGUACUGCAACGUUGUUUCCCCCCCUGUUGGACUGUAGCUGCUAGCUAGCCUAGCUGGCUAAUUCCCUGUAUCCGUUCUGGUCGGGACUGCAUCGAAAUGUCCUGCUGCCUGUUCGAGUACUGUCGGGUCCAAGAACUCAAAGCAGUCCGGGAGUUCUUGUUCCAGAGCCAGCAAAACAACCAUUCGUCGGCGGACAAGAAAGGAGAGAAUGAGCUGGCCUGGGAUGACUCCAACUGGGGGUCAUGGGAUAACCCUGAGGCCAAAGAAGUUGGAAGUGGGGAAACCACGGGGGUGGAGGAGGACACUGCAGCAGUCAGCGCCCUCUGGCUGCAGGACUGUGUGGUGUCUCUGUCUCCCUGCUCAGACCUGAUGGUCGUCGCCAAAGGCAGCAAGGCUGUGUUUCUCUCAGCGAGGUGGCAAACAGAUGACGGAGGCAGAGAGGGGAUGACGCUGGCUGUGUCCUGGAGUGGAACUCUCAGCACCAACGAGGGGGAGAGUGUGAGCAACGUCAUCUGUAUACCUUUGGCCAGCCAGAAGAGGAGUUCCACGGGUCGACCAGACUGGACAUGUAUUGUCGUGGGCUUCUCAUCUGGCUAUGUACGCUUCUACACCGAGAGUGGGGUCCUACUCCUAGCCCAGCUGUUGAAUGAGGACCCUGUCCUGAGGCUCAAGUGUCGCACUUAUGAGAUCCCCCGCCACCCCGGUGUCACCGAGCAGCAUGAGGAGCUGAGUAUCCUUUACCCAGCAGCCCUGGUCACCAUCGACGGCUUCAGUCUCUUCCAGUCUCUACGGGCCUGCAGAAACCAGGUGGCUCGAGCGGCGGCAGCAGGCAGUGAGGUGGUCCAGCCUCCUCCUCUGGCCUAUAAAAAGUGGGGUCUACAGGACAUGGAUGCUAUCGUAGACCACAGCAGCGUGGGUAUAAUGACCCUGUGUGUGUUUGACCAGAUGAGGAAUGCGUCUAUCCUGGGGGGUUUCCAUGCCUCUGUGAAGGGAAGCCUCCCCGCCAUGAGUCAGUACAUAACUGUGGGGGGAGGACCCUACACAGGCUUUUACUAUGCCAUAGAGGGCAGCUCUCAGCCUCUCCUCUCCCACGUUGCUCUGGCUGUGGCCAGCAAACUCACAUCGGCCUUAUUCACCGCCGCCAGUGGGUGGCUCGGGUGGAAGAAACAGAAUGAGGAGGAGCCAACUCAGAAACAGAAGCCCAAGGUGGAACCGGCCACGCCCCUGGCAGUCAGGUUUGGUCUCCCAGACUCACGGCGUCAUGGGGAGUCCAUCUGUCUGUCCCCCUGUAACACUCUGGCUGGGGUCACGGACGACUUUGGCAGGGUCAUGCUGCUCGACGUGGGGAGAGGCAUCGCCAUCCGCAUGUGGAAGGGCUACCGGGACGCCCAGCUGGGUUGGGUACAGGUGUCUGAGGGGAGGGGCGAGUCCUCCCCGUCCGCGCCCCUCCCACGGCGCCAUGCUCAGUUUCUGGUCAUCUACGCCCCCAGGAGAGGCAUCCUGGAGGUGUGGGGCACACAGCAGGGCCCCCGAGUAGGAGCCUUCACUGUCGGGAAACACUGCAGGUUGCUGUAUGCAGGCUUCCGGCUGAUGGGGGUGAACAGUGUGACCAGUCAAGGCUGGCAGCUCCACACACAGCAGGUGUGUCUGUUCGACCCUGCUACUGGAGCACUACGCACUGUCACUGUCCCCUUCCAUCUGGCCCUCAGUGAUAAGAAGAGUGAGAGAGCAAAGGAUCUGCACCUGCUGAAGAGACUGACCACACUACUGAAGAGCAGAGAGUUGGAACCAGAUUACCUGGAGAGCGAGGCCCAGCGUGUACUGCUGGACAUCAAACACCCUGCCAUUAAGAAACAGGCCCUGGAGUGUCUGCUAGCCAAUAAAAAUGCUCCAGUCUCCUGUCUGACAAACAUCACCCGACUCUUACUGGCCAGUCUCAGGGGGAAAGACCCUGAGGCGGUAGAUGAAGCAUUGCUCCAGUUGUGUUCCUCCCAGCUGAAACUGCUCCAGCUCUACACUGACAUCCAACAGCUGCACUCUACUGUGGAGGCUAGCACAGAUGCACACACUAAACCUACGGAGGUUGCCGGUGUAGAGGAGGAGCUAGCCCGUGUCUCCCUCAUCCUGCAGCGCUACACCGAGCUCACCUCCGGCUCCCGCCCCUCCGUCUCAUUUGCCCAGGACUCCCCUGACGCAUCACUUCCUGUACGCGGCUUCCUGUCCCAGAUGGAGUGUGAAGGAGAGGAGAUCAGGGUGGUCCCAGGGCCUGACGCAGACUGGACACAACUGGGGAGCUUUCUGUUCUGGGGCUGUCUGAUAGGCGAGAGCCCUCUACAGAAAGUCUGUGACACACUACAGGAGACAGGCAUCAGCCCACAGCAUUUACUGUCUCUGCUGCUGAGUGUAUGGCUGCACAGAGAGAAGGAAGUAUUGAAGAAACCAAAGGCCGUCAGACACCUACACACACUCCUCACUGCCCUCAGCUCCAUGAAAGGUGCGGUGGAGUCGUCGUGGGACAUGCAGUGUGUCUCCCCCUGGUGGCAGCAGGUGCGGUCUGCGUGUGUCCAGUCACACAGUGCUGCUGCUGCCCUGCUGGCUGCAAUAGUGGCUCACCGCGCUGCCAAGGAUAACAUCACCAGCCUGGCCGAGACUAAGUUUCAGUCAGAGUGGGAGGCGGUGUCGUUGGAGCUGGAGCAGUGGGCGGUGUGUGUGAGACAGCUGGAGGACGUGCUGGCCCUGCAGACGCUGCUGUGUGUGGCGCCUCUUAAAGGAACACCAGGGGGCGCCACACCACACUGCUCAGUCAAAGCCCUGCUGGAGGGGGGCCGAGGUGGUAUAGCAGACAGUGUGGCUAAGUGGGUGUUCAGGCAGGACUUGGCCCCUGAGCAGCUGAAGGACAUGCUGCAGAGGAGGGGGGAGGCCCAGAGAACAGAACAGCCCUCCCAGCCAGUGCUGAGGGAGAAAAGCCAGGAGGAUGCAGACUUCAAUAGGGCAGCAGAGCUGCUGGUGUCUGUGUGUCAGCGUUUCCCAGACUCCCUCUCUCCUGACCUGCUCUUUGCCCACUGCUGCUGGGAGUACGUGGUGCAGUGGAACAAAUACCCAGAGGAGGGGCGGUAUCUGUGUUGUGCAGUGGAACACCUGAAGCUCGUCUCUAGUCCUCACAUCCAGCUGGGCAUCUCCUCAAUGAUGUGGAACACGUUCAUCAUUAAACGUUUCUCAGCUGCUGCUUUCCUUAUGGAGAAGGUGGGGAAGGCCCCUAAAGACCGCCUGUGUCGACGGGAUGUGGGAAUGGGAGACGGUGCCACGACAUCAUUCCUGGGCUCCUGUGUUGCGCUGCUACAGAUUCUGAUGGAGGCAGACUCUGGGAUAGAAGAGGUGACCCCUCCAGAGCUGUGUGUGGAGGAGGUGUGGGGGGGAGCGGAGGGUCCUGCCUCCAUAGUAGAGUUAGCCCUGGAGCAGAGGGGAAUCCACUACCCCCUUGUACAACACCACUGUCUCCUGGCCACUCUACUACACACUGCUAUGACCUUCAACCUCCGGGUCAAACCACUCAGUCUGUUCGACAGCAAGGGUAAGAGUGCCUUCUUCAGAGAGUUGGUGUCCAUCCAGCUGAUGCCCAGCGGAGAUAUGGACCCUGGACUGGUCUCUCUUAGACAGGAGUUCCUUCUCAGGGUGUUGACAGGCUGGGUGAAGACCCAGAGUGAGGGAGGGAUGGUUCCUGCAUCCACCCGGCUGGACCUUGACUCAGGGGACGAGACGUGGCCCUCUCUGUGUCUGGACCUGGGGACCCUGCUGCAAGUCAACCCAGACAUCCUGCGCAGACACCUGGUGUGUGAGCUGUACAACCACGGCCUGGACCCCCGGGCAGAGCAGGUGAUGUUGGAGGUGGAGGAUAAGGACGUGUUGGGUUCUCAGCUGUUGGUUCUAACAGGCCAGAGGCUGAGCUACUCCCUGCUUCACACCCAGACCCAGACCAAGCCCGCCAUGGAGCUGCUGGCACGCCUCCCCCCCACACUCUGCACCUGGCUCAAGGCUAUGGAUCCUAGUGAGCUGGGGUGCCUGUCGGUGCCCCUGAGCCAGACCAGCAGGCUGGUGAGCCGCCUCAUAGAGAUCCUACCUGAGAACCACGGCCAGUACAGCCUGGCACUACACCUACUGGAGGCUGUGGAGGUCCUGCAGGGAGAGGAUUGAGUGAGAGGGGGGAGGAGAGCAAGAGGCUCAGGAAGAGAGAUGGCCUGUGUGCAAUUCCGUUCCUGCUGUCAUUGCUAGCAUCCAGGAUAGGAGUGAGAGAGUAAACUGUUGAAGUAGGAAAUAUAUAGGAUUAUACAACUAUCAUGUACAGGAAGGAGAUGUCAGGGAAAUGGCCACCCUGUUUGAGAGGAGGCUCAUGUGUUCAGUUGAAAAAAUGUAAUUGUAAAUGAAAGAUGGAGGGAUAAUUGUUUUGUUUGAAGUCUGCAUUUCUGAAGGGGAUAUGCUAUAUGAGCAUGGUGUUAUAUAUCCAUUUGUUUUUGUCACUUCCUACUUAUUAUUUUUUUAAACUUUGUCUGUCAGCUAUACCUAGCAGCCCCUGUACUGCCCAUUCUAACAGACUUAACAAUCCAAUCAAAGGGGGUUGCAGGGUGUGUUUGUGUGCCAUAUCAUUGUUUAGUAAGCAUCCCUUUCUCUUCACCUGUCCCUCAGAUGAGUAAUGAUGAUGUAUGUUUAGAUAGAAUGGAUAAUCUGGUUAUUUAUACAUGCUGCAGUACUGUACUAGCUGUGCCUGUACCCUCUGUACUGUUCUACACCCUGGCUGAGGAACCCCACUGGGGGCAGACAGAACAGACUAAAUGCUCAGCAUGGUCUAGCUUUGGUCUCUUUCUCUCUGGGUCUGGGGUAAGAGCAGUCAACGCUGGUCAUGGUGGUACUUUCCAUUCCGUAUUCUUUCCGGACCAUUCAGGUAGACAGACUGUUUAUAACGUUUUGUACAGUAGCUCACUGACCACAUCCAGAGGGUGAUGGGAAUCACUGACUAUUUGAUUACUGUAAGGUAGCGCAAUUCCCAACAUACCAUAUCUGGCUUCCAUGUGUAUUAUGUUGGUCAAUAUUCAAACUAAAGUAAAUAAUUAUUUAAUGAGUUUGGUAUAGGAGUAUUAUACAGAGGUUUGCAUUUACAAGUAAAAAUAUGGAAGAACAAUUACCCAAAACCACAAUCAUCAUAGUUUGUUGAAAACGUCUUAGGGCUGAAACCCCGUUAACGGGAUCGAUAUGACAACAGCCAGUGAAAGUGCAGGGCGACAAAUUCAAAACAUCAAUCUCAUAAUUAAAAGUCCUCAAACAUACAUGUAUAUCUUAUACGGUUUUCAAGGUAGUCUUGUUGUUAAUCCCAGCACAGUAUCCGAUUUCAAAUAGGCUUUACGGCGAAAGCACCACAAGCGAUUACAAAAAGUCAAAGAGAUAAAAUUAAUCACUAACCUUUGAUAAUAUUCAGCAGAUGACACUCAUAGGACUUCAUGUUACACAAUACAUUUAUGUUUUGUUUGAUAAAGUUCAUAUUUAUCAAAAUAUGGGUUUACAUUGGCACGUUACAUUCACUAGUUCCAAAAACAUCCAAUGAUUUUGCAUAGCCACAUCAUUCAACAGAAAUACUCAUCAUAAAUGUAGUUGAUAAUACAAGUUAUACACAUGGAAUUAUAGAUAUACCUCUCUUUAAUGAAACGACUGUGUCCGAUUUCAAAAAAACUUUACGGAAUAAGCAAACCAUGCAAUAAUCUGAGACGGCGCUCAGAAUAAAUAGUCACAAUAGCCGCUAUGUUGGCGUCAACAUAAACAGGAAAUGACAUGAUAAAUAUUCCCUUACCUUUGAUGAUCUUCAUCAGAAAGCACUCCAGGAAUCCCAGGUCCACAAUAAAUAUUUGUUUUGUUCGAUAAUGCCCGUUAUUUACGUCCAAAUACCUCCGUUUGGUAUACAUAUCCAAACGCUCAUUCUGGUCAGAGUUACGACCAGACAAAAGGAUCAGGAUUUUGCCUGCCAUAUGAGUUCUGUUAUACUCACAGACAUCAUUCAAACAGUUUUAGAAACUUUUGUGUUUUCUAUCCAAUACUAAUAAUAAUAUGCAUAUAUUAGCAACUGAGACUGAGGACCAGGCUGUUUACUUUGGGCAACUUAUUCAUCCAAGCUACUCAAUACUGCCCUCCAGUCAUAAGAAGUUUUAAUGAACUCAAACAUCUCUUCUUUACUUGUCACAUAAGAUGAGUUACAUUAUGACUUCCAUUUCAACAUUAAACUUGGAAUAAAAACCAAAGCACUCAGAAUUGUACCAUCCCCUAUAUAUCCUCUCAACGCACACACAAACUUGAAUCUGACUUCAUGUCUGCCCUUUGACUUGAUUCUCUCAGUAGGUAUCUUACUGUACUGUGUGCCUCCAUAGGAGUGAUUCAGAAGUAAAUACGUUUCCCUUUCCUUGAAUAUCACUGACAUGUGCCCUUUUUUGGGAGAGGUGUCGUGUAUCAACCCAAAAGGACUACAUAGCCCUUACACCAGAUGAUAAUUCUCUCCUUUCUAAAAUAAAUAACACAAAAUGAUUGCUGAACCAGCCAUCCUCACUCUGCAUGCAGCAACAACAUGCCAGAGUCAAUGUCACUUAUAGUAUUGUGGGUAAUGUAGUUUUGGCACUGCUAGACAGUGGCUGUCGCUCUGUUACCCCUCUCAGUACUGUUGCUAAGCAGGGUGUGUUUCUUUGUUGACCCCUGGUUGUCCUGGCUAAGUUCAAGCAGAUUGACCGGAUCAGAGGGUCAUUUGCAGGUUGACCUGCCUGUGCCCACUGAGGUGUAGCCUAUAGUGUUGCCUGAAAUUGAAUUUUAUGAAUGCCCAUCUGUGGUAAGCCUGCCAUUUGUAAAACAAACAAAAAAGACGUCUGGUCUGGACAGGGCCCCCAAAAAAGACGUUGGCUCAUGCUUACUGGGGUGUAGCCUACUAUGUCGACACCCAAUGGAAUUUUACGAAUGCCCAUCCAUGUGGUAGGCCCACCAUUUGUUAAACAGGCCGUUGCAUUGGCAUUAGUCCUGAUUCCUGUGACUAAUCAAUUUGCCUAUUUAAGCUCUGAAUAUCAGCUACCCAACUUUAUUGACUGUACGUUUGUUUAUCCCAUGUGUAACACUGUUGUUGUUUGUGUCGCACUGCUUUGCUUUAUCUUGGCCAGGUCGCAGUUGUAAAUGAGAACUUGUUCUCAACUGGCAUACCUGGUUAAAUAAAGGUGAAAAGAAAAUAAUAAUAAUAUCCACUGCCUCUCACCUUCCCAACGUGGAUGGCUGAAUCUGGGUCUACUAAGUUGCCUAAAACCUUCUCUCCUUUCUCACUGACCACAAAGUCAUGUACCACUAGAGCCCUGAGAGAGAGAAAUUACUAAUAUAUACACAUUUUUGUAAUGGAAAGAGCAGUUCCUCAUGUUUUGUACAAUCAUCCUCACCAUCAACAAUAAAUACUUAUGUACGGUGUCACAGUUUGUGUUCCACAGGGAGACUAAGCUAGUUGUUGACGUAAGAGGACUAAGCUGCUACAUACUAUGUAGAGAUAGAGUUUAAGUAAUUGCUAUUCACAAUGAUCAAUGUGGCAAAUAGAGAGAGCAUUACCAGGCAGUUUGUAAGUCUUCAGUAACUGCGUAGUGCAGUAAGGAGACUUAGCAUUACUGGCUGUGUGAGUAUAGGUAGGCACUUACCAAAUUGGGAUUUAGCUAGCCCUAGCUAAGAUGACGCAACCUUCAGAAACAACCUUGAAUUCUAAGAAAUUAAAGUAAUCGCUAGUGUAAGAAUACUUGGCAGCAGUAGUACGUAGCUUUUCCAGGGUUGCUAACACCUUCAAAAACAGCAGCCCAGGAGGUUCCACUGUCAAACCAGAUGUCCAACACAUUUUCUCCACGCUCAUAGUCUGUUACCUACUCCUGCUUUACUCUGAUAAACACACAACAUGUUAACCUUCACACACGGCGCUAAAAUCAUCUCCGAAUGAUACAACCGUAUCACUGACUUGUGAGUGAAUGCAGCCGUUACAGUGCCUUCAAAGUAUUCAUAACCCUUUGACUUUUUCCACAUUUGUUGUGUUAUACAGCCUGAACUUAAAAUGGCUUAAAUUAAGAUUGUGUCACUGAUCUACAUACAAUACCCUAUAACAUCCAAGUGGAAUUAUGUUUUUACAAAUGUUUACAAAUGAAUUAAAAAUUAAAUGCUGAAA